GGUCCCAGGCGCCUGGGCAGAGUGUCGUAGAGCCGCGAGCCUGCGAGGAGUACGCCGUCCGCUCAGUCCCCGCGCCGGGUCCCGUGUUCCCGCGUCCCCAGAUCCGCCGCCAUGGCCAGCGAGGAGCUGGCGCGCAAGCUGCAGCGGCGACUGCAGCGGGAGGAGGCGGAGGAGGGCGGCCCCCAGCCCGCGUCCGGCGCCGCCACAGCCCCGGAGCCGGAGCCCGACCCACCCGCCCGGGCUCCCAUGGCCAGCGCCGACGCCGAGCUGAGCGCGCAGCUGAGCCGACGGCUGGACAUCAACGAGGGCGCGGCGCGGCCCCGCCGCUGCAAGGUCUUCCACCCCUACACCGAGUUCCCGGAGUUCAGCCGCCGCCUCAUCAAGGACCUGGAAAACAUGUUUAAACUGUAUGAUGCUGGACGGGACGGCUUCAUCGACCUGAUGGAACUGAAGCUGAUGAUGGAGAAGCUGGGGGCUCCCCAGACCCACCUGGGCCUGAAGAGCAUGAUCAAGGAGGUGGACGAGGACUUCGAUGGCAAACUCAGCUUCCGUGAGUUCCUGCUCAUAUUCCACAAGGCCGCAGCGGGGGAAUUGCAGGAGGACAGUGGGCUGAUGGCGCUGGCAAAGCUCUCCGAGAUCAAUGUUGCCCUGGAGGGUGUCAAAGGUGCCAAGGACUUCUUUGAAGCCAAGGUCCAAGCCUUGUCCUCUGCCAGUAAGUUUGAAGCGGAGCUAAAAGCCGAGCAAGAUGAGAGGAAGCAGGAGGAGGAGAAGAGGAAGCUCCGCCAGGCGGCCUUCCGAGAACUCAAGGCCACUUUCAGUACAUAGUCAAGCGACCUUGACCUCUGUCCACAGCUGUGCCUCACAGACACCACAGGGGGAGCUGGCCAGGCAUCCUCACUCCUGCUGACCCCUCACCCUAACCAGCCUUCACACCCACUGCCCAGUGCAAACUCCUUAGCCUCGUAGGGGUGGCAAGGGGUGGCUCUCAUCCCAGUGUGGGAGCCCCUCCCAGAAGGUUCUGGAAUGGGCCAACUGCCCACUCACCUCUCUCUGCUGCUCACCCCCUUUGUCCUUCUCUGUAGCCAGAACGUGCCUGUACUUGGCAGCCUGUACAUGUGCCUUGGCCCUUUACCAUUCCACGUCAAAGAGUGGUCUCUGUUAGUUUGUACAGAUACUUCCUUCUUUGGUGGUCCAUAGCGGAGAUAGUCCCUGGAGGGCUAUGAUGUUAAUGUUGCCCAUGUCCUUGGGUAAUUCUUCUCUGCACCUCUCCCCCGCAUGUCCUCCUCCCCUUCAUUCCCUAAUAAGGAGAACAUCCACUUCCUUGUUCUCAUUCUGAGCCUGAUUCUGUCAGUUGCUUUUGCGUCUUCUGUCCUUUGAUGAUGGUGAGGUUUAAGGGGAUCCAGGCUGGACCACUGUCCCCUCUCCAACAGGGGGCAUGUCAUGCUGCCGAGAUGACACACAAUAGAGAAAAGACAGGAAGUUCUAUUUCUUCCCAUCACCUUUCUCCUCUUAGCACCCCCCGACAUCCACCCUCUUCAUCCCCCUCCAUUCAUAUGUUCUCUUUUCAGCCUUUUUUCUACUCUUAAAUACUGUGCUACUUAACUGUAAGAAUGAAAGAAUAGUUAGAAGUAAUAUUAAUGAGUAGAAGAAUUCCUGUUUACUCUGACUCUGUGCAAAUUAUAUUACAGUAGACCCCUGACAUUCCCAAGUGAAAAAUCUAGAACCUUUCAAAAUCCCAAAAGUCAUGACCAUUCUCAUCAUCUAGCCAGUUUCCAACAUCUGCUCCGAGGUGUUUGGGGGAAGAAGUUCUUACUCCCAGCACAGAUUUUUGUAUGUUGUGAGUUCUUGGGAUUGCUCACAAAUGCCAGGGGUUUGUUGUAUUUUAAAAAGUAAUUCCUAACAUCAUAUUUAUUACUUUUCUUUUGUAACUGUCUUUACAAUAAAGAAAAUAUCUGCAUUUCUACCUUACAGCUGUUUCUUUUUAAAUAAACUGUGCAAAUGGACUUUGCCGUCA
Diceros bicornis minor is the source of this 2014-nucleotide messenger RNA. RefSeq names its product EF-hand domain family member D1 (gene EFHD1). The record is from RefSeq and is a predicted model, not a curated record. The transcript is spliced from 4 exons. Gene Ontology annotation, cellular component: mitochondrial inner membrane. Gene Ontology annotation, molecular function: calcium ion sensor activity. NCBI's taxonomy places the organism in Eukaryota, Metazoa, Chordata, Mammalia, Perissodactyla, Rhinocerotidae. The coding region runs from base 112 to 825 and encodes 237 amino acids.